Messenger RNA from Polychytrium aggregatum, 1132 nucleotides. RefSeq lists its product as uncharacterized. The transcript is spliced from 7 exons. NCBI's taxonomy places the organism in Eukaryota, Fungi, Chytridiomycota, Chytridiomycetes, Polychytriales. The record is from RefSeq and is a predicted model, not a curated record. The coding region runs from base 1 to 873 and encodes 290 amino acids.
AUGGGCCCCCAGAGUCUCACGAGCAUUCUGCAGCACAAGCUGGCUACCCGAGACUAUCUCGAGCAUCACAAACUGAGUGUCUAUCUCGAAGAUGUUCUCAUCAAACUACUGGAAGACCGUCCCGAGAAGCCCAUGAACUACCUUUACGAUUAUUUCGAGAGUGUGCGCCUUGGGACGAACAUCUUGCUUCGCGACUUUGAAUACGUCAAAGCAACGACCCGCAACCGCAUUUCGUUUGCGCAUCUCUUGGAAAGCAUCCUCAACUCCAAAGCAGAUCGACAUACGGCUCUCGAGCUCCACCAACUUGCUGAGCUGAUCUGCACCGAUUUUCCGGGCGAGAUCGUCGAGAGGGCUGCCGAGAUUGCGAGCUAUUCUCUCGGGCUGUGCAUCCCAGACCUCUGGCACCACCCAUCGAUGCAGCCGGACAAACAGACGGUUCAGCUGCCGAUCCCCGAGUUCAUCAAGGUGUUCAGGACAUAUUUUAGCUUUCUGGAGUUCUUUGAGAUGUGCGAGGAGAUCUUGCGCGAUACUCUGUCGACCUUCCACCAGAACAACCUCAUGGCUGGUCGCCAGCACGUCAACAGCGACGAUGUGUUCACGGUCGAGGACAUCUCGAUCCUGGAAGACAUCUAUGUCGACUAUCUCAAACGAAGGCUAUGCCGACUGGAAGGAUUCAGCGUGCUGGUUCUUCCGCACGAGCUCGCAGUCGAUAUUGUCCACAGGGCCUUCCAGACCGAGCGUGCUGCCCGGGUGCCUUCAUACAGCAGCGCCUCGAUCAUCUACUUUCAGCUCACACGGGAGAUCGUCGACAGCCACACAGUCCAGGCGCUGAUGGAGCGGGCUGUGCCGAUCGCCGCUCUGACCCAUCGAUGAGUGCCGUCGGCGAGAUAGCCGCGGGACGGCCGUGGGACAAAUGGCAGCUCCUCACUGCUCAACGGAGCGGAGGAGGCGAGCAUUUGCAAGCCACGCGCGAGGAAUGUUUCCGCACAGACGAACCACAUUAUAGGAUGGAAACCACAAAAUGAGGCAGAUAAGGCGGUGGAACGAGUCCUUGAUAUUCCAGCUCCCAGCAAGAGCGAGAGCCCAUGGACUGCGACGGAUCGCAGCCGGUCAGCGCCCAUGCCAAAGGAAC